AUGUCAAAUCGCGCCGCUGGCGGGCUGGCGCUCUUUGCAGCACUCGCGCUGUUUUCGCUGUACACGCUCUGGGCCAUCGUUCUCCCGUUGUUGCCGAAUGACUUGGCAAUACACGCAUACGUGCCCGAUCGCAGGUGGGCCGUUACCGCUCCCUCGCUCGUCCUAGCAGUCGGACUCGGCACAGUUGGCAUCUACAUCGGAGCACUACUGCGCAAGGACGCGCUGCAGGAUCUUCAGACUCAACGAGAAACGGGCAAAUAG
Messenger RNA from Moesziomyces antarcticus, 261 nucleotides. RefSeq names its product dolichol phosphate-mannose biosynthesis regulatory protein. Lineage: Eukaryota; Fungi; Basidiomycota; Ustilaginomycetes; Ustilaginales; Ustilaginaceae. The coding region runs from base 1 to 261 and encodes 86 amino acids. Gene Ontology annotation, biological process: GPI anchor biosynthetic process. The record is from RefSeq and is a predicted model, not a curated record. Gene Ontology annotation, cellular component: endoplasmic reticulum membrane; dolichol-phosphate-mannose synthase complex. Gene Ontology annotation, molecular function: enzyme regulator activity. The transcript has 2 exons.